Messenger RNA from Leptinotarsa decemlineata (Colorado potato beetle), 717 nucleotides. Its product is annotated as glucose dehydrogenase [FAD, quinone]. Gene Ontology annotation, molecular function: flavin adenine dinucleotide binding; oxidoreductase activity, acting on CH-OH group of donors. NCBI's taxonomy places the organism in Eukaryota, Metazoa, Arthropoda, Insecta, Coleoptera, Chrysomelidae. The record is from RefSeq and is a predicted model, not a curated record.
GGCAGGAUCAAGCUCAAAUCCAGAGAUCCUUCGGUGUAUCCAGACAUAAAUCCAAAUUAUUUCACCCACAAAGAAGAUAUCCAAACAUUGACGGAAGGAAUCAGAAUUGCUCUGAACGUUUCAGCUUCGAAGGCGUUUCAACGGUUCAAAUCGAGACCUCACAAAAUUCCUUUUCCAGGUUGCAGACAAUUCGCCUUCGACACUGACGAAUACUGGGAAUGCUCCAUCCGACAUUUUACUUUCACCAUCUACCAUCCAACAUCCACCUGCAAAAUGGGACCGGCAUCUGAUCCAGACGCUGUUGUGGACGCAAGACUCCGAGUAUACGGAAUAGGAAAUUUGAGAGUGGUGGAUGCUUCCAUAAUGCCAACGAUAGUCAGUGGCAAUACCAACGCCCCAACCAUCAUGAUUGGGGAGAAAGCAUCGGAUAUGAUAAAGGAAGAUUGGGGGGUCAGUGUUAGGUAGCGUUGAUUUCGUCAACCACUGAAGAGCGGAAACUAGUCAACAUGUGUAUAGUUAGAUAUAGGUAGUUUCUAGGCUGGAGUUCAAAUUAACACCAACACGAAAAGACAGUUAUUCAAAGACACUUCCAGUUAAAAAAAGACCCAUCAUCGCUACAUUGGGUUCCCCAGUGAGCUGUUUACGGUAUUUUAGAAAAGGAAAUUUAUCAUCACAGCAUUAAAACAAUACUAUAAUCAUUGCAAAAUUAUUGAAUCA